This is a messenger RNA of Branchiostoma floridae (Florida lancelet), 5160 nucleotides long. RefSeq names its product GA-binding protein alpha chain-like. Gene Ontology annotation, molecular function: sequence-specific DNA binding; DNA-binding transcription factor activity, RNA polymerase II-specific. Gene Ontology annotation, biological process: regulation of transcription by RNA polymerase II; cell differentiation. The record is from RefSeq and is a predicted model, not a curated record. Gene Ontology annotation, cellular component: nucleus. The transcript has 11 exons. Bases 149 to 1633 code for a protein of 494 amino acids. Lineage: Eukaryota; Metazoa; Chordata; Leptocardii; Amphioxiformes; Branchiostomatidae.
UCGCGUUUCCGGACAUCCGCCAUUUCACGUUGGUCAUUUCCUGUCUGGUCUUUGUCACCCUAUUUUCCACCCUUUUCGACGAAAUUCCGGACUUAUUUUGAGGAAUUCCGAUCCAGAACCACGGAAUAAGUAAGGGGAGUGACUCAUCAUGUCCAAACGUGUGACGGAGGAGAUAGUUAUAGUGGAGGGAGGAGAGGAGAAGAGGAUGAGAGUGGACGAGGGAAACGACGCAGAGGAAGUAGUAACGGAGAUGGCGUCCACUGUUUCCGUCACGACCGUGUCGGUUAUCACCCAGGCAAUCCACAUCAACGAACCAAUCGGUGCCCUGCGACAACUGCUGGAGCCGAGGGUACAGUCGUCACUGGAAAACCACAACAUCUACCUCCAGGAAAUACCUCUGGACCCCGGACAGAGUCUGUUUGACCAGGGUGUGAAGACGGACGGUGUUGUCCAGCUGAGUGUCCAGAUUGUGUCCAACACAGGUGGGGAGUAUAUGUCCAACCCAGGGGAAGAACCGAGACUGAACAUUCUGGAGGUGGUGAAACCCAUCCAAGAAACCAUAGAACUGGCUGUACCACUGGAGGAGGCACAUCAGGAACAAGUGGUGGCAGCUGUGUCUGACAUUGGCACAGAAGUGGUGACGACCGAAGAACCGGAGACUACGCGGGAACUGGAGCUGGCCACGGUGAUGACGGUCAGUCCCGAGGUGGCCUCGCAGAUCCACGCCGCGGAGGGGACGGCGCGCACCAUGGUCCCGCUUUCGGAGGAGUCGGACCAUGUCACCAGAUGGGCCGUCUGUCAGAACUUCAGGAAAGAACAAGAGAUCAAGGGCAUUCCUCUGGAUCCUAUGGAGUGGACAGAAGAGAACGUGGCCCAGUGGGUGGAGUGGGUGAUACAGGAGUUCUCCCUGGAUGGCAUGGACCCGCACCACUUCCAGGCCACAGGGAAGGACCUGUGCAGCCUGCAGCAGAAAGACUUCCUGGCCAGGUCUCCAGCUGGCAAGGGGGAAAUCCUCUGGACACAUCUAGAACUGCUGAGGAAAUCCAUACACCCCAUCUCUACAGUGGAAGUUGUCGCCACAGAAGGUUUAACAACUGUUACACAAGCAGGUGUGAGACAGGUGGUCACAGCCCCCACCAAGACCAUCAAGGUGCUGACCACCAAGGCAGCCGCCCUCAGCAGGCCCAGGUCUCCCCGCAUCAUGGGUGGGGAGGAGAGGAGCUCCCCUGGCAACAGGACAGGUAACAACGGACAGAUCCAGCUGUGGCAGUUCCUCCUGGAGCUUUUAACAGACAGGGACUCACGCGACGUCAUCAGCUGGGUGGGGGAGAACGGGGAGUUCAAACUGAACCAGCCGGAGAUCGUGGCACAGAAGUGGGGCAUGAGGAAAAACAAACCUGCCAUGAACUAUGAGAAACUCAGCAGGGCACUGAGGUACUACUAUGACGGUGACAUGAUCGCCAAAGUGCACGGGAAGCGAUUUGUGUACAAGUUUGUGUGCGACCUGAAGCAGCUGCUGGGCUACAGUGCGGGGGAGCUGAGCAGACUGGUGUCCGAGGCCGAGCAGAAGAAACUGUCUCACAACAGGAGAACGGCCAGCCUCUUAGCCACCAGCCCAGGGACUUCAGACUAGUUUUCUACUCCCCCCCCUCCUUUCCACCAUUGUCCUACGCAGAGACAUCCAACGGCACCAACAAACCGCCUCUUGUCUGUACUCUGCUGUCUCAACCAUCACCAUCAGUUCCUGUGGGCGUUGACACAGACCAGCUGUCAGCCAAUCAGAGAAUAGGCCCUCAGUUUUCAAAAGGGAUCUCGCAUAUAUAAGGGUAGGCUCAUUGAUAUUUAUGAGCAGCAAGGUCAGGAACUGAUGGUGACGGUUGAGAUAGCAAGCUAAAGACAAGAGGCGGUUUGUUGGUGCUGUUUUCUAACACCCCUUUUCCACUAGACGACCGUUGACUGUUGAGCGACCACAGUUGAAUUCAUAUGAUUCUCCCCAUAGCCAAAAAAUCAAAACAUACUGGACAAUGCUUAAAAACAAUUUCUAUCACUCACCCUAAACAACAAUCAAUUAACCAUGUGUUUUUCGAACACUGUACUUGUGAUAAGUGGAAUAGGAUGUACAGUGCAAAAGUACGAUUUAAAACACAACAGCAUGCAAAACUUUAAAAAGAAUUUCUUCUUCAUUGAUGAACUUCAUUGAACGAUCUUUGACAUGUUUGGUCACUCAGUGGUCACAUCCUCUAGUGGAAAGGGUUUAUAUACUUAACCGCUUUACACUCAACAGGUAUUCCAUUUUACAUUUGAAAUUACUAGAUGGACGAAUUAGACUGGAAUCUUGUGAAAAGCUGUUGAAUGUGGAAUUGGUUUCUUGGAAUCCAGAGUUGUCAUGAAUUCCAAUGGAAAAGUGAACAUGACUUUGUUAUUGACCUUGGGUAAGCUAAAAAUGUAUGCCCAAACAUCUUAAUGUGAUAUGUCUGAAAGCAUUCAGUAUGGAAGACACAAGUUUUCCAUUUCUAGAGAUCCUUUUACAUUACCAAAUGACAACCCUUUAAAAGACUGUGGCAUGUGCUACACACCUCAAAAACUUCAAACCAUGUUGUUUGCAAUUUGUUAAGUUUGAUCUCGGCCGUAAUGUUAGAGCUAGUUACUGUAAAUCUUUAAAUGUUCGCAGUGGUUUCAUUUCAGCAGUUUUCAUUUUGACCUCUAACCGCAAAAUCAUAACACUUCAAAUAUAUGUUUUGUAAUUCUACUGUACUACAAAAUUCUCCUCCAUUUUCAAUAACACUGAGAAAACCUCCUUUUUCUUCCUACUGUAAAAUAAGACCACUGCUAAAGUAAACAAAUUUACAGUAUUAUGAACCCUUGUUGAAUGGUAGGUUGAGAGUGGCUCGGAAAUCAGGAGUAACUGACAUUUAACUACUUUCUUGUAUGUGACUGAAAUAUUAGUUCCAGUUCGGGGAUGUCUACGGUAAUUGUAUAGUGAUAGAUUUACAAAAUGCAUUGUACAUAAAGUGGAUGUUAGAAAAAUGUUGGGACCAGAUACAUGUAACAAGAACAUGAUACAUGUAACCUUACACAUGUAACAUGAUAAAAACUUUGCAGGAAUUCCUCAGAAUGAUAAUCGAAAAUGAAAAAUGAAUACCUUCAGUAUUUUCUGAACUUUUCCUCAACACAACAUGACAAAAUAUAGACUUCAGUUGUCCCCAAGAAGGUAGUUCUUGCCUGUAAAUAUUUUAGAAGUUAUGAAAAAAAUGAUAAUGUGAAGAGAAAAAAGAUGCAAGAAAGGAACGCAAAGGUUGGACUAGUUCAUUACCUGGGAUGGGCAUAAUGAUUGUUUUGAUGUGAACAUGACAUAAAAGAUUUUUAUGUUAUUAUGAAUGUUUUGUCAGGGGUUAACUGACUUCUGUUUGAGUAGGAAAUGUGGCAGUUUCCUCAGCUGAGUUCACAACAGUUUGGGUUGAUGCGAGCUGAGAGUAAGGCCGGGAAAAAUUAAUGUGUUUUAAUAUGGUCCAGAAACAAAUUAUGAUAGGCAGGCAGUAAUUUUUAUAGCUGAAAUGAACCAAAGAUACAGUUUAACACUGUAAAAAGGAAAUGCAUUGAUUUAGAACACUUGCAUUGUCAAGAACAUGUUGUAAUCAUUCAGAUAUACAUCGUACAAGAAGAAUUGUCUAGUGAGACAAAAAUGAAAAUAUGCUGGACGAUUCUACGACGUUUUCAUCGCUCAAAUAUUAGAUUGAAAAUUUUAUGUCCCCUGCCAUCAGUCAAGUAAAAAGUAAAAAGUAGGCUAGUGUCUGCAGGCAUUGCUAGGAUGUACCUAGCCCACUGGGCCAAAACAUCUACAUUAGAAAUAACAACUAUUCCUAAUCCCCUCGACCGAUACAUGUGCUCGGGAGGAGAGAAACUUUUAAAAUCAAAGCCACUCCUAACCCAUUCGUCUGAAGCCUCUGCUUGGAGGGAGAGAAACAGGGCUCUAGCCAGUGUCCGUUUUUCCGUCAAUUGAUGGAAAUUUUCUGCGUGUGACAGAAAAAUUUUAAAACCAAUCCGUCAACCUUGACGGACAAAAAUUCUUGGUGGAAGCCACAGGCGGCUUGGGGACGCCGUCCACGGCCAUAAAAGCCACACACUGUUUAUUUUGCAAUUAUUAUGAUUGCUGACAAUGUGUGUCGGCGUCCUUUCGCAUACGAUGAUCUCAUUAAAAACCCGUUUUUCAAGGUCUCAGUUCAGUCUCUCUAACUCAUGGAAUAGUGUUUUCGCGACAAUGGGAAUUGGCUGAUGGAAAAAAAUUUCGAGAGAAACAUUAAAAAUCAAAGCCAACCCACUCGACCAAAACCUCAGCUUGAAGAAUACUCUAGCUGCACUCUUUAUGGAAGCCUGUAUAUGGUUACCAUACGAAGGUAGACUCGCCUACCUUUUCUAGUUUUGUAAGAUUGCUCAAACAAAUCAUGUUCCAUCACUAAGGAGUGAACUAGUCCAACCCCACUGUAAGAACCACUCUAUGACAAUGACUUUGAGCUGCCUUUGAAAUAUUAUCAAGCUUGUUUUCAUAACAAAAAGUGCUAUUUUUGUAUCAAAAUUAUCUUUGGAGCAUGCUGUCUUUGUAUACACUUAACAUGUACAUUGUACUGACUGUAGAUAUUGUAAAUGGUCGCUGACGGCAAGAUUGGAUUUGAACAAUGUGCCAUUGUUAUGUCGCCUUAACGAAUUCAUGUUGUUUUGGGUCCUACGUAUUCCUAAGUCAAGUUUGAAGGAAUUCGAGCUUGCCACAUUUUACUAUACAAUUCUCUGUGAUUACACAGCUGUGCAUGUAUAUCUUUACAAGUCCUAUUAUUGAAUUUAUUUAAACUUGACUUUGGCAUGUUGUAAACAUACCUCUAACAUUUUUUGAAGCUUGUUAGUUUUCCUGCAAAAAUGUCUGUACUUUAAUAGAGAAGUCCAAAAUACAGACUUAUGUUCGCGCUAAGCAUCUUCUUGGUUAUAUAUUUAUGUUCACUAUGAGAUAUAGUUAUAGUUAUGAAGUGCAUAAUUAUUAUAUGCUGUUUGAAAUCAGUGCUGGCAACAGUAGAGUUUGUUACUGUAGAGAUGUUCUAUAAUGUAUGCACAAUGCACUUUUACAGCAGCAAAGGGAAUUAUACCACAGAUAUAUGCACUAGUUUGUGUUCA